This is a messenger RNA of Aspergillus mulundensis, 3117 nucleotides long. RefSeq lists its product as uncharacterized. The record is from RefSeq and is a predicted model, not a curated record. The transcript has 3 exons. The coding region runs from base 1 to 3117 and encodes 1038 amino acids. NCBI's taxonomy places the organism in Eukaryota, Fungi, Ascomycota, Eurotiomycetes, Eurotiales, Aspergillaceae.
AUGGCAUUAGAUGCUAAUCCGUUAACACUCAAUGCAUAUCACCACAUUAAGACAGAGCGGGGGCUGGAUUCACCAUGGAACGCCCCCGCAGCAACUCGGAGCACUGGAGGAGCCAGCACGCGACUAAAUCCAGCCGCUACUGUAGCGGGCUCACUGCACAGAGGCUGGCAUAGCAUCCCGCACCCUCUUUCCUCACCGGAGAUGCUUCGAGCUGGUUUCAAAGUACUCAUGGACGAGAAACCGGCUCCAAUUGGGUUUUUCGCCAGUGCUAGACAUGAUUUGGUCCACAACCCCUGCCUUGAAGUGCCCCCCGUUGGCCCAGUUGGUAUUCCGAUCAGUCCCCUCGUGACGGAUGCCAUCGUGAAACAUUGCCGGACCUUGCCGUCCGGAGGUUCGUUCGUUCAAGGAGUUGGCCCCGGCGUAUGCGAGCUUGAUCCCGGACAGUUCGAGCUCCGAAAUCCUCAAUGGUUCAUUCAGGCUAGAGUGAUCAUGAAGGAACUGCUGGAGAAAAUGUUUCCCGAUAAAUCGUCCCUGCAAAUGAAGAUGGAACUAGACAAAUGUCUGGUUAUCCCACCGGGAGCCUGUUUCCUGCAGACUCAACGCCAGGAAACAACGGAGUCCGUGUUUGGAACCAUGGCUAUAUGCCUUCCUUCGAACCAUGAUGGGGGUGACAUUGCCGUCUCGUACCGCGGCAUGUCCAAGACGUUGACUCCGUCUAACGACCCCGACUUUGCGUUUUCAUGUGCUGCUUGGUCUGUUUUUGCUGAACCUGUAGGGCAACCAGUCACCUCCGGACACCAGAUUAUUCUUACAUACAAGUUGAUUCAUCAUCCAACUUUUGUUGAUCUCAAGUCUCGGCACGAAGGCGCGGGGGCAACAUCUCUUACUGGUCUCCUCAGGUCUUGGUCCAACUGGGCGGAGAACAAGACCACCUCUUUUCAAAGCGAGGGCGUGCCGCCGAAGCUAUGGUUUUCGCGGACACUGGACUCCACAAGCGGGCCUCGUCUGCCAGCGCUAUACCAUCGUCUGGAAAAUAGGCUUUACACCCCUGAACUUCAUUUCAACCAUCUCACUGGCCGCGACAAACGUCAGAUUGCCGAUCUUCGCAACGCGUGCGAGGCCAGUGGGUGUCGCGUGUUGCUUGCCAACCUGAAUCAAGAAAUAGAGGGACCAGUAGAUGACCUCCGGCCGACGAAACGCCUACCGGAAGGCGAAUUCUACAAUAUUGGCACUAUCAUUUACCGAGAUUUGAGCCUAUUAAAAGUCAUUGAUAUCGAUGGGAGCGUCCUUAUUCAUGGACACGUAGCCUCGAAGGAUCUGUGCACGUAUGAUGUCGAUCUUGACCUCGCGGGCGAGCCUGACGAAGAUGCGCCGUUACAGCAAACUUCCGCUGGGCCUAGAGUUGGUUAUCAAAUCUAUGGCCAUAGCAUCGCUGUUGUUGUGCCAGACUCGUUUUACUUUCCAUUUCUACUUCAUGCAGCAGGCCAAUCACCGAAGGACCGGUUUAUUGAUAACAUCAAAGUCGUGUGGGACGACUUGCACGGCGCAUUCCGUGCAAACCCUGAGGAUCAGAAAUUGCGCAACCAGAUGAGCGAACUCUGUCGCAUCGUGUUUGAAGACCAGAAAUGGCGCAAGCAGAUACUCGACGAGGUCAUAUGGGUUGCUCUCGAGAUCGGCGAGUUUGAAGUUGUGAAGCGGGCUUUGAACUCUCGCGGAGAGCAAGCCGAGGAGCUGGCGAAACGCUUCGGCGAAGUCAUCUAUACUCGUGGCAUUGAACAGAUGCAGCCUGUCAUUGAUCACAUAUGGCGCUUGAUUUCAAGUAGUCCCAUGGGACAUAUCAUGUCGCUUGUGCAAAUGCGGUCAACAUGGACACCUCCUGCAGCCCAUCAUACGCCUGCUAAAGCGAUAGAAUGGUACGAAAGCACACUUGCUAUGCUCUUCGACCGGCUAGAGCAAAAGGAUCCUGUUUACCUGGAUGCCAGCGCCGGAUCUACUCUUGCACAUGCUGUGCCACACUUUCCAGAAUCAUUUUUCGAUACAAGGGUUGUUCCUUUCGCAAAAAAAGUGGCAUCCAACACUCCUUUCAGCCUUGCACUUAUGACAGCCCUCUUUAUGAUGUACGAGAGAGGCGAAGUCGGACUUCCGGGCUCGAUUCUCGAGGUAUAUCAAGACCUCAUUCCGGCCAUAUUCAGAGAUUUCACGAUCUUUUCUCGUCGAUUUUCCCGACAGCCAAACUGGUACAGACCAGAGCAUUUUGUCAAUAUCUACCACGUUGCCACCUUGAUCAAAUAUACCCGCACCUUGGGCCUCGACAUAGCUGAGCUCCUCAGUAUACUUGAAGAGAAGAUCCGGGAAUCUCAGAAAGAACAAGAGAUCUUCAUGCUGUUCGCCACCCCGCUUCUGAGAAUAAUAUGCCAAGGCCUGCGCAAGAAGCACGAGGGAGACGUUUCCGCGGCUGUCGCUAGCGAAGAAGCAGCCUUCGUAAUCCGCGUCAUGAAGUCUUACAUAACUCCAAGCUCUGGUCCGUUUCCUGUAACUCCGCCCGACUGGCGGCAGUCCAUUGACAACGUAAACCCAAGCUGCUGUCCGGAUUGUGCCGAACUCCGCCGCUUUGUCGAGGACCCGGUCGAACACCAGAAAGAUUUCUGCAUGGUAGCACGCCGGAGACUCCACAUCCAAAGCAAGCUCAACCGGCACCUUGUGUACUUUACCGUCCCUGAGGGCUCGCCACGCACGUUACGGAUCAUUAAAACCCAUGAUCGCAACUCCGAGCUCCGAAAUUGGUGGAAGGAGACAGCUGCGCGGCAUCGCGGGGUGUUGGAGUCGCUCAACGAAGAGAUCAAGCUUCGCGAGACGAUCGGCGAAACCGCAUACCAAGACAUCUAUGCUUGUAUCGCUGACCCUGAUGCCGAACCAGGGCAGGACCCGAGUCAAGCCAAUAAUGAGCAUUCAACGUUUGAGGACCUUGUCCGGUCGAACCUACAGGCGCAAAAACGACUUCGUCCUCCCAGCCCUGCGCCAGAGCCGGCCAAUCCACGGAAAAGGGGACGAGGCGACGACGACGAUUACUGGUACUAUUUGGAGAAUCCUAGCGAACGGUUUCGUCCCCGGCCUUGA